AUGAAAGGUAUGAAGAAAUUUGAUAUUAAAGAACCAGAAUAUUCAUUUUAUUUAAAUAACCAAACAACUGAUUGGUUGUUUGGAAUUGGGAAUGGUGGAUAUGACAUUAGUAUUCAUAAAGAACAAGGUAAGGAAAUCUCUUAUUGCAAACAAGAAUCUUUUGAAUAUAAAGGAAUAUCAAAUUCACUUUGUGAAAAAUUUAAUUUCACACCUAAACGAUUCAUAGUAAUUGAAAUGAAAUAA
This is a messenger RNA of Entamoeba nuttalli P19, 243 nucleotides long. RefSeq lists its product as hypothetical. The transcript has a single exon. The coding region runs from base 1 to 243 and encodes 80 amino acids. The record is from RefSeq and is a predicted model, not a curated record. Lineage: Eukaryota; Evosea; Mastigamoebida; Endamoebidae.